AUGAAUCUCAUGGCGAAAGUGGAUACGAUCAAUGCUGGUCCGUCAUCUGUACAAGCUCUUCCCAUGGUCAUGCGCGAGAUUCGCACGUCCACGUCGUCAGCGCCCUCAGGCAUUGCUGCAACGGCGCCAGGACCUGCCUCACCCCCAUUGCCUCCCACACAGUCCGCUUCAUCUUCACCGAUCGCAUCGCAGUCUGUUUCGCCGCCAUCACGACGAUCGCCCUCGCUGAAUACCUCCGUGAAUGGUGCGAAUCGUGAACCGAACGAUGAAAGCGAAGAGGAAGAGAUGGAUGAAGCUGACUUUCAGGCAUUUGAGGCUCAGUAUCGAGGCCAGACAGACCCAGCCUUCGUGGAACCUGGAAGCGCGAGUGCAGACGACCAAACAGCACAGAUGCAGCUGCACGAGCAACUGCCUGCUGCUUCUGCGCCUACGCACCACCGCGCUCCGCGGAUUCGUCAACAUGGUGAUCGCGUGAAGCCUGAGCAUGUCCGUUUGCUGAUCAGCAAGCUCGUAGAGAUUCUCGAUACGGCAAGGAUGGAUGUACCUGAUGAAACACAACUCGCUGCAAUUCAGGUGCCGUCUGCCGUGUGGGCAGAGCUUGCUGAGACUGUGCCAGAUCGGACCCCAUCUGCAUGGAAAUCAUUUUUUGAUGAAGCCAAGUCCCAGCUAUGGGAGUCAGCCAUGCAGCAGCACGCCAGCCGUUUGGCGGAGGCUCGGUCAUCCGGGCAUGCGACUGCCAACGGCGAAAGUGCUCAACAUGAACCUGUCUCAGACGCCAGGCCUCCGAUCUCAGGACGCUCACCCACUCGAGAACCUGCGCAUGCUCGCGCGUCCGAGUUUGUCCCGACGGAGCCGGCGCGCAAUGCAUCUGACGCACUCGAUGCACCACGUACGGCCUCACGUUCAGCCGUGGUCGAGUCAUUCUCGACUCCCUCAACCCACAAGCCGCACGACGUGAGGCCGUUUGCGAGCACCUCGACAGAGCCAGUGUCAGCAAGCGCGGCGAAUGUACAUACGCCGCAAGGCCAAGCGAUUCCGCCGUCUUUCACACCUGCCACUGUGCGGAUAGGCCAACGAAGUGGGCAUCAUGAUGCCAAGGUUCAAGCGCGUGAAGCGUGUUCUGGAUUGCAUGACGAAGAGCCGUCGCCAACGAUGGAGCGGCGGCACGGCACGAGUCCAGUGACGCCAGGCUCGCCCAUGCCGAAUAUGUCGGUGUUUUCGCGUCUGAUACGUCCACACCACUCGAUUACGCGUGCAGAACGACAUCGAGCACGCGCCUUGUACGAAGCUCAUGUGUGGGAGCUCUGUGCCGAUUAUGGCCUGAGCCAUCCAAAGCAGCUAAUGCCGUUUAUGACGCGAGCAAAUGGUGAUGUUUAUCGGUGCCGACACAGACUACAGCGUUACAUGGAACGAUUAUCACACAAGUAUCGACUCGGUAUACCUACAUUGAUCGAACUUUUGGAGGUGCAUCGAGGAAACCUGAAGCUCCUCAUUCAGGUACUAGACAUACAACAACGUGCGUAUGCAGCGCAAGCAGCGCAAGCGCAAGCGCCCGAAACGCAGCACGCGACGCAGGCGCGGCAAAUGUCCGAGACACCCCAGUAA
Molecule: messenger RNA, 1605 nt
Organism: Malassezia globosa CBS 7966
Lineage: Eukaryota; Fungi; Basidiomycota; Malasseziomycetes; Malasseziales; Malasseziaceae
Exons: 1
Coding region: 1-1605 (534 amino acids)
Source: RefSeq, a predicted model, not a curated record